UUGCUCUUCAUCAAAUCAUUAACAAUUAGCCCAAAAACAAUGAGCUCCCCACGUAUCUCAUCUCUUCAUUAAUUUCCCAUUUUCACAAAAAUAGAAAAUAGAAAAAACAAUACAGACCAAGAAAAAAAAAACCCCAAAUUCCUUAAAUCCCUAAAUUCUCACCUGAAGAAUUCACACAACAGAAAACCCGUUUGAUUUUUCAUCAAAAAAAUUUCAGCUACCUUUCUUCAACCUCACACACGCAUUUGAGUACGGCAAAGAAGAGCGUUGCAGAGCCCAAACGACGUGGUUCUGAGAUGCUGGAUUUCAUAUGACUUCAGCUGCACGUGAAGGAAUCAAGGCCACCGGCGAUGCCCUUAACCGUUCUGAGGCUCCGAAGCCCUAACCCUAAUUCCCCAAGAUGUCGUCUUCCCCUGAGAAACUCCCGGCUUUCAACUCGGGCAAGACGAAGAAGAAGGCUUGGAGCUGGCCGGAACCCGUUUCUAGCGGCGACCAUGGCCCGACCGAGUCGUUGAAGCAUGCCGUGCUGAAGAUGCGCCUCCAGCCCAUUUCCAAGUCCGGGUCGACCACCCCCCACUCGGAGUCUGAGCCCGAGUCCGACUCGUCAAGCUUCAACCCGCCCACCGCCGCCCCUGAUUACAUCUCCUUGCUCUCCGAUGAAUUGCUGCUGAGGGUCUUUGGUAAAAUCCCAGACACCAAGCAGCACGUUUCGAAUUGCUUAGUCUGCAGAAGGUGGUGUUUGCUCUGCGGGAAAUUGGUUCGAUCGGUCAGGUUGUUGGACUGGGAGUUUCUCGACUCGGGAAGGUUGACUUUCCGGUUCCCCAAUUUGUUCGACAUUGAUAUUGUGCCGGCCUGCAUCAAAUCCGAGAGGAAUUCAGGGGUUUUGCUGAGCACAAAAUUGUUGGGGGUUUACGUGAAUUCGUCUGUGUUGGAGUGCAAUGGCUUUUUCGUCCGAAAACGGGAUGUAUUGGAUUGUGCGGAUGUUGAUGGUGGGUUGAGGAUAUUGUCCAAAGGGGUUAGAAAUUUGAGACGGGCAGCCUUGAUUAAUUUUACAGAGGAAGGUCUGAGUUGUUUGGCCGAGGAGUGUGAGCUUUUGCAGGAGUUGGAAUUGCAUUGCUGUGGUGAUUUUGCUUUGAAGGGUAUUCAUAAGUGCCGCAAUCUGCAGGUAUUGAACUUGAUCGGGAGAUUAAACGGGGUUUAUGAUUCGACGAUUACGGAUAUUGGGUUGACAAUCUUGGCUCAAGAGUGUAGGCGGUUAGUGAAGCUCGAGUUGGUGGGUUGCGAGGGGAGUUAUGACGGGAUUAAAGCGAUUGGUGUGUGUUGCCCGAUGCUCGAGGAGCUGACACUUGGCGAUCAUAGAAUGGAGGGCGGGUGGUUGUCGGCCCUUUCUUUUUGUGGGAAUUUGAAAACUUUAAGAAUACAGUCGUGCAGAUUUUUUGACAAGAACCCGGGCCCAGACGAGCAUAUAGGGUUUAGCCCGAUGCUCGAGGAGUUGCAUUUGAGUCGGUGUCAAAUGCGGGACAAAGGGGGCAUUUGGGCUUUGUUUUUGGCGUGCCGGAUUAUUAGGGAGCUGAUUAUCGAGGACUGUUGGGGUCUGGAUAAUAAUAUAUUUUCUGCUGCAACUGUUUUUAGGGGCAUAAAGUCUCUUUCGCUUGAAAGAUGCUCGUUGCUAACAACAGAAGGAUUAGAAUUAGUGGUUCUUUCUUUGAAGGAUCUCCGUAGGCUUAAAGUCAUCUCGUGUAACAAUGCGGACUGCGGAGGAGCAGCGGCGGUGGAGCAGCGCGGAGAAGCAGCGGCGGUGGAGCAACGCAGAGAAGCAGCGGCGGAGGAUUUGGGGACGGCAGCGGAGGAAUUGGGGAAGGGAGAGGGUGUCCCCUUUUUUGAAGAUGUUGAGGAAAUUAGGAAAUUAAACGCGCCGCUCAUUUUCAGGUCAAUCUCCGGUGGUGGACUUAUGACGAUGCGCCUUUUUGCUACUCAAUCACAAUAUGCUGAUCGGCUUGCGGAUGCUAUUGAGGCAGAAACCCAAUGCACAAGACAGACGCGAUUAUUGAUUGAUCAGAUCAGCAUGCAACAAGGGCGGAUUCUUUCUCUUGAAGAAGAAAUGAAACGUCAGGAACAAGAAUGUAGACAGUUAAGAGUACUUGUUCAGGAUCUUCAAGCGUGGUAUGGUGUUGGAGACAAUAGGAACACUUUCAACAAGGCUCGUAUACAGACAAAUAUAGCUAAUAUAAGAGUUCUAGUUAUGACACCCACCGUUUCCCUCCAAACAGAAUGUCAAUUGAGCAAAGUUAUCUUUAAAGCUUCUCGAGGGAAAGGUCUCGCGAAAUUGAUGGGUGAUGUACAAGUUGAGUGGGAAGAAAGAUCAAGUUAUCUAGUUCCUGUAGCUGCAGUUGUAGUGAUGGCCUGUAACCGUGCUGAUUACCUUGACAAGACUAUCAAGUCUAUUCUAAAAUAUCAGAGUCCGGUUGCAUCAAGAUAUCCUCUUUUCGUAUCACAGGAUGGAUCAGAUCCUCAUGUUAAAAGUAAGGCGCUGAGCUAUGAUCAGCUAACGUACAUGCAGAUUAGAUUCUCUGUUUCCUUGAUGAACUAUGAGAGUUCUGAUACAUUGGUAGUAUUUAAUCAGCAUCUGGAUUAUGAACCUGUACAUACAGACAGGCCUGGGGAACUGAUCGCAUACUACAAGAUUGCACGACAUUAUAAAUGGGCACUUGACCAAUUGUUCUACAAGCAUAAUUUCAGUCGAGUUAUCAUCCUUGAAGAUGAUAUGGAAAUUGCUCCCGAUUUCUUUGACUAUUUUGAGGCUGGAGCUAAACUCCUCGAUCGUGAUAAAUCCAUUAUGGCGAUAUCGUCAUGGAAUGAUAAUGGGCAGAGGCAGUUCGUUCAUGAUCCUUUAAAAACUGAAAAGAACCCAUUUAGAGUUCCUUUCAGUACAAAUGUUCAAAUCCUUGAGGGUUCGAGUAUGGGGCAAUUCUUCAAACAAUACCUUGAACCUAUCAGACUGAAUGAUGUUCAGGUUGAUUGGAAGUCGAUGGAUCUGAGCUACCUAGAGGAGGACAAGUAUGCUGAGCACUUUGCUGGAUUGCUUAAGAACUCUACCCCAGUGCAUGGGACCGAUGCUGUUCUGAAGACAAAAAACAUAAAAGGUGAUAUUCGUAUUUUGUACCGAGACCAGUCGGACUUUGAGCGCAUUGCGAGUCAGUUUGGUAUUUUUGAAGAGUGGAAGGAUGGUGUCCCAAGAACAGCAUAUAAAGGAGUAGUAGUUUUCCGGUAUCAGACACAAAAGCGUGUUUUCCUUGUUGGUCUAGAUUCGCUCCAGCAACUUGGGAUUAGAUAAGGCAAGAGAAAUUCAUUCCAUAAUCAUAUCGAAAUUCUGUCUGGAUGGGGCAAUAUAGAGCUGUGGUGUUGCCAAUGUGCUAUAAGCAAGUCCCUCAUUGUGAAAGGCCCCUCUCAUCCACCAUCUAACCAAUAUAGAUUAUGACCACAGGUUCCAGUUUUUUUUAGCUUCACAACAUAUGAUAUAUCUUGUGAUUUGGUACUUCUAUAUAUUUACAAAUGAACUGAGCUCGGAUUUCAACAUUUUACUGCUGAUGCUUCAGCAACCCCAUAAUUCUCUUUAUAAGUUUUUAUUCUCU
Molecule: messenger RNA, 3632 nt
Organism: Striga asiatica
Lineage: Eukaryota; Viridiplantae; Streptophyta; Magnoliopsida; Lamiales; Orobanchaceae
Source: the annotation of a GenBank genome assembly